This is a messenger RNA of Cantharellus anzutake, 1466 nucleotides long. Its product is annotated as chondroitin AC/alginate lyase. Gene Ontology annotation, molecular function: lyase activity. The coding region runs from base 1 to 1179 and encodes 392 amino acids. The record is from RefSeq and is a predicted model, not a curated record. NCBI's taxonomy places the organism in Eukaryota, Fungi, Basidiomycota, Agaricomycetes, Cantharellales, Hydnaceae. The transcript has 9 exons. Gene Ontology annotation, cellular component: periplasmic space.
AUGCACAUCUCUCUACCACCUUCCCUUCUCUCCUUUCUUACAUGUUUUCACGUCGUCGCCGCUAUCACAAGUUAUCCCAACUUGUUUGUGGAUCCGAACUUCUUUCUCAACAAGGCUCUUUGGCCAAAGAACACUCAGCUUGCGGAGGAUGCGAUCAUUCAGGGCGCCAAGGAUUUGGCUGUACAAGGCCCUUGGGCUGUGACGAACAAGACAAUCCUUCCCCCUAACAAUGAUACCCAUACGUACUACAGUUGGCCUCCAUAUGCCUGGCCGGAUUGCUCCAAAGUAGGAAAUAAGACAGUCCUCACUCCGGAGCAGAUCUGGGUUACAUGCCCUUACGUGACUCGCGAUGGGGAGUUCAACCCUGAUCAACACCUUGUCAACAACACGGGGGCAUUCAUGGCCCUCGCAGAUACCAUAUUCUACAAUGCUGUUUCGUGGAGCAUCACAGGAUCAGAUAGUUAUUCGAAACAAGUCAUAACCCUUUUUUCAACCUGGUUCCUCAAUCCCAAUACGUACAUGAAACCCAAUUUGAACUACGCUCAAACUCUCCGCGGGCCUGGCGUUCAGAUCGGCCAACAUACGGGGGUGUUAGAUUUGAAGUGCAUGGCGAAAAUCGCGAGUGGCGUCUUGAUGCUCAAGUUGGGAAAGAACUCGGAUUGGACGGUAGAGAUCGAUACUGGGAUGAAGAAUUGGUUGCACGAGUAUAUCGUGUGGAUGACAACGAACACGCUUGCAUUACAGGAGAGGGCCUCGACGAAUAACCACGGGACGUUUUACUUUAAUCAACUUACGGCACUUUAUCUGCUGGCUAAUGAUUGGGCUGGUGCCAAUGCUACACUUCAAGCGUAUUAUUCUGGAAUCUAUCAGAAUCAAAUCUUGGCGAGUGGGGAACAGCCCUUUGAGGCUGAGCGGACACAUCCGUAUCAUUAUCGGGCAUACAAUCUCGCGGGCAUGAUCACGAUGGCCAGACUAGCCGGGUACAUCGGUUGGGACACUUGGUCCCUCCCAACAAAGAACAACGGAACAAUUCAAAAAGCGACCGAUUACGCCAUGUCGUUCGACCCAGCUGCUUCGAACGAAAGUUAUGCGUUGAACGAAAUGUUUUACGUCGUUGGGGAUGUGGCGAGUAAGUUUGGAGACCCAAGUGGGAAGUAUAAAGCUUUUUUGGUAGUGUGAGUAUUUGUUUACUCACUUCUCGGUGCCAUAUCCCCUGGCGGAGUCCUGAGCAGUUGGCUGAUGAUGGUGUGUUGGGUGUAGAGUGGACCCCUCGGAGCCGUUCUUCCUUUGGACUGAGAAUACAAAGUGAGUGGCCGUAUGGCAACUCAUCAUUCUCCAUGGAAGGCUUUCUUCCACCAAUGGUUGUUUUACGCUAUGUGUAUCAUUGACAUUCCGCUAGGUCUGGAGAUCUUAUCAGUUCGAACUCAACGCAAACGACCAGUUCAUCGAUGCCGACGUCAACGGGG